Aspergillus bombycis is the source of this 861-nucleotide messenger RNA. RefSeq lists its product as uncharacterized. The transcript is spliced from 4 exons. The record is from RefSeq and is a predicted model, not a curated record. Lineage: Eukaryota; Fungi; Ascomycota; Eurotiomycetes; Eurotiales; Aspergillaceae. Bases 1 to 861 code for a protein of 286 amino acids.
AUGAGUAACCACCAGCAGACUGGCUUUGAUCAGCCGUUCUUCAUCGUUACUUGGAUUGAGACUGGCUUGGCACUGGUUUUACUGUCUGUUAGGUGCUUUACAUCCUGGAAGAUUGUUCAAUAUACUGGACCUGACCUAAUUCUGGCAAUCAUUACUUUUAUUUUUGGCAUUGCGAGCAUGGUCAUGAUCACUGUGGGAACGGCAUACGGCAUCGGGACUCCCUCAGCUACCCUAACAAAUAGCGAUGACAAGAAUGCUUUGUUGUUUGGUUGGACUAGUCAGUUCUUGUCUCUCAUUGGUAUUGGUCUUGGGAAGGUUGCCCUUGUGGCGUUUAUAGAGCAUCUCCAGAAGUACGAAAGAAAGUCCAAGAGGGCGUUUCUUUGGUUUAUUGCUGGAAGUAAUCUCAUCGUCAAUGUGGUUGCUGCUAUCCUCGUCUUUCUUCAGUGCUCCCCUGCAAAGAAGCUCUGGGAUGAACAGAUACCCGGACGGUGUCCCGGGCGGAGAAGAGUUCAGAUCUUCGGGUAUAUCCAGGGACCCUACUCGGCAUUCUGUGAUUUUGCCUUAGCGGUUUACCCCGUGCUCAUAUUCCGCAAAGUCCAGGCGUUUUCACUCCCAACCAAAAUUGGCCUUUCUGUCCUUAUGGGGCUCGGUAUAGUGGCAGGCGCCUGUACAAUAAUCAAGACCGUUAAACUGAAGCUCUUGACUAAAGUCGAAGAUACCACAUGCACGUACUCACGGGAGGCUCUGGCCUUAGAAGCCAAGACUUAUACUAACUAUCACUCCAGGGACACUGGCUGGAUUGAUUCUGUGGAACCAGUACGUACAUUGUAUGACCUGGUUAGCCACGGUAUGGAGAAUUGA